UUGGAUCUGUUAAAAAUACAAGAACAGUCGCGUGAAUUGUCAAGUUUUGGCUCUUCAAGCCACCCUAGCGGCAUUAGCAUGGCGAAAGUGACCUCACAAGCGAUGGACAUUGGUGGCCAGAUCACACCUCUAGGAUCACCUAUCAAUUCGUAUGUAGAAAUUUCCACAGAUCAGCCAAGCGGUAUGACCGGAAAGGUUGAACAUGGAACUGAAUCUUCAGCCCCUCCUAUUGAAGCUCUCCCUCCUAUUAACUGGCUUCCCGGAGAAGUUGUAGCCGACACGGCAGCUUUCGUGGGAUGUCAUUUGGUUCAAACCAACUUUCGGCUUUGUAUUUUUUCGAAAGCUGAUCAAUCAGUCGCCGUUAUUCCUUUGAUGAACAUUGAAUGUUUGGAUUUGAGAGAUUUAAUUAAUGUUAGCAUCAGUUGUAAAGAUGGAAGAGUUUACAGAAUAACUGCCCCCAGCUAUGAGUUGGCAAUGACAUGGCAUCGAAAACUUUUAAAAUGCUCUAAUCGUUCUAAAACUGAAGAUGCUUUUGCUUGGACAUUUGCCGAAUUUUGUACAAAAGACAAUUGUGAUUGGCUUGCCGAUGAAAACGGCAUCGAUUCGGAUCUAUGUCAAGCCGAGUGGAAACGCUUAGAUUAUGAUCCUGAUCACUUCACUAUCAGUGACAUUAACAAGAACUUUGAUUUUGUUGAAACAUAUCCAAGUCGGCUCGUUCUUCUCAAAAAUAUCAAAGACGAAGAGAUUAGGGAAGCCGCUGAUUUCCGCUUCCUUAAAAGAUUCCCUGUCGUUGUUUGGAAGAGUAAAGAAACUAAAGCAAUAUUAUUGCGAAGCAGUCAGCCCAGAGCUGGAAUCCUUUCUUGGCGUAAUAAUAAGGAUGAGAAAUAUUUGAAGUUAAUAAGUGAAUAUAUGGCCGCUUACCAUAAGGAAAACGCUCCACGAACAAUCAUAAUGGACGCGAGAUCUUAUGCUGCUGCCUUUGCUAACCGUGCUAAGGGGGGUGGAUAUGAAAUCACAGAUUACUACCCGGGUACGGAAACACUGUUCCUUGGUUUACCCAACAUUCAUCAUGUGAGAUAUGCUUUCAUACAACUUAGAAAUUUGUACUCGACACCUGGAGGAAAUGACCCUAACACAUACUUCCAGAAUCUUCAAACGACGAGUUGGCUUCAAUAUACUAGGCAACUGCUUUUGGCCGGAUGCCAAUGCGCAGAUGUUUUACAAAAUGGAAAUUCGGUGUUAGUACAUUGCUCAGAUGGUUGGGAUAGAACAAGCCAGAUAGUAUCUUUAGCAAAGCUAAUGGUUGAUGAUUAUUACAAAACGAUUAAGGGCUUUUGCGAAUUAAUCACCCGCGAAUGGAUUGAGUUUGGACACAAAUUCUCAGAUAGAAAUGGAGUUUCUGGAAACGAUGCUAAUGAACGAUCUCCUAUAUUUUUGCAAUGGAUUGAUGCUGUUUGGCAGUUAUUCUCAGCGAAUGAGACAUCUUUCGAAUUUAAUGAAAACUUUUUGCUGAAGUUAGCUCAACACUCGUAUUCCGGCUUAUUUGGAAACUUCUUAUUCAAUUCAUCUAGAGAUUCCAAUAACAUGAAGAAGAAUUCAAUUUCUAUAUGGCGUUUCUUAUGUCUUCAGAAUGAGAGUGUUGUGAAUCAUCUCUACAAACCUGGAGCCCCGUUAGAAUUAGAUUUUAGUAUCGAUCGCAUUAAAGUGUGGAAAACAUGCUAUUGUAAUGCUGAUUUUCUGAAUCUAUCGGAGAAUACCGCAAUUGCAUCACCUGUACGACAAGAUUUCAUUUCUUCUUCUCCGAAGGACAACAUCAGCAUUCAAAAGAGCAAAAGUUCAGAAAGUUUAAAUUCAAUUGAACAAAGUUCAAUGGGAGGUUUUCAUACUGAAUCUAAUAUUAUGAACGGAAUAGGAGAACAUGCCCUAGACACGAGUGUUAUCUCUGAAUCAACUGUACCAGUUCGUCAGGGCUCUCGACAUCGUUCUCAAAAGGAGAAAGAUCCUAAUAAAGUCAAGGAACUUAUUGAUUCUGAUGGUCUCGUUCGUUUUUUUGAUAAAAUUCAAAUACGAGUGCUGGAAAAAGACAAGGAGCAUAAAGCGGAAAUAUCAAAAGCCCAGGUGGAGGCUGAUCUCUUGAAGCAAAAACUGGAAGACGUUCAAAACUCAAGUAUUCCUGAGUGUGCCAAUCGCCAGCGGUAUGCCUCCGAAGGAAUUCAUGACAACAAGCGAAACAGUUGUGGCCGAGUGUAUUCAACAAGUGAAGAAUCUGAACAAGCUUUGUCACAUGCCUAUUCGGAUAUUUCUAUUAUCGAGUCUUCUGAAGCUCUACCCCCUCUAACAACUGGGUAUUCUAUGGAAAGUGAUCGUUGCGAAAUUUGCAAGAAAUCAUUCUCAAAGUUUAGUAUCUCAGAUGCCAGGCGACAUCACUGUCGAAAUUGUUGGAAGACAGUAUGUGAGACUUGCUCUCCUAAUUUAUUUCAUGUAGUUAACAAUGGCCAUGGAGUCAAGGAAAGAGUUUGCAACAUAUGUUACAUCAACAUGGAAGUCGCUAUACCUGAAGGCAUUGACUCCCUGGCUGAUGAUGUUUCUACAUGCUCCGAUAGCACAACAACUAACAUGAAAACCUCCACCUGUUCUGUGGGCAACGGAUCAUCAACAGCUAACACCUCGUCUGGAAGUUCAUCAUCCUCAUCGUCAUCAAAUGAGAAUCGUCAUCGGUCUGACACCUUUGUAAAUGGUUUUCGCAAUGGAGGCUUAGCCACAACACCAGCCGUGAAAGGCUGA
Messenger RNA from Auanema sp. JU1783, 2784 nucleotides. The record is from the annotation of a GenBank genome assembly. NCBI's taxonomy places the organism in Eukaryota, Metazoa, Nematoda, Chromadorea, Rhabditida, Rhabditidae.